Molecule: messenger RNA, 696 nt
Organism: Cadophora gregata
Lineage: Eukaryota; Fungi; Ascomycota; Leotiomycetes; Helotiales; Ploettnerulaceae
Exons: 5
Coding region: 1-696 (231 amino acids)
Source: RefSeq, a predicted model, not a curated record
AUGUUUCUUGAUACUGUUGUGACUUUUCCAGACGGCUCACGCUAUGAGCGGCUCGAGCCGAUCACAAACUUCAGGAAAGACGAUGACACCGCGAGGAUUUUGUAUCGUUGUCGAAGAAGAGCAGACGGGUUACUACAAAGCGAAGGAUGCGAUGAUAUAUAUGUUAUGAAAGUCAAGUUUCAGGUUCCUAGUGUAGAGUUCAAAGAAGCCGUAGAAGGUCCAAAUCCAGAGACAUUGGCAGAGUUACACGCAUUAGAAGCUUUUGCUACAAGAAAACAGGGUUCGGUACCGCAUCUGGUAGCAUGGAAGGAAACGACCCAGGGAACUGGCGGUCUCUUUCCGGGGGGCUAUUUGGUGAUUACUGUCAUGACUCUUAUGCCCGGAAAGACACUUCUCGAGCUCGGUUUCUGGAGCCUGAAAUCAGAUGAACAAGACACGAUCCGGAAUGCGUUUUUAACAACGCUAAAUGACAUCUGGCGUUGUGGCUUUGUGCCCUAUGAUCGCGCGCUCCGGAAUAUAUUGUGGGAAAAGGAGACGAAGCAGUGCUCGAUCGUGGAUUUCGAGCAUUACCAUGUGAGAAUUGAUCCGAUAUGCAUGGACGAGAAGGAUGAGAUGGCGCAGUGGGGUAUUUUACAGCGACCCGCGCUGAAUUGGUACCAAGAAUGGGCUCGCUCGGCUCCCAAGAAGCCUCGCUGA